Cervus elaphus (red deer) is the source of this 7516-nucleotide messenger RNA. RefSeq names its product ATPase phospholipid transporting 11A (gene ATP11A). The coding region runs from base 591 to 4181 and encodes 1196 amino acids. Gene Ontology annotation, cellular component: trans-Golgi network; endoplasmic reticulum; plasma membrane. The transcript has 29 exons. Gene Ontology annotation, molecular function: ATPase-coupled intramembrane lipid carrier activity; ATP binding; ATP hydrolysis activity. Lineage: Eukaryota; Metazoa; Chordata; Mammalia; Artiodactyla; Cervidae. Gene Ontology annotation, biological process: phospholipid translocation. The record is from RefSeq and is a predicted model, not a curated record.
UGCCAGUAACUGAAACUGGGUGAGCCUAGGGCAGCCCAGAGUCAUCUGUGGCUAAAAGUCUUAUUUUAAUUUUGGUUCUGGACCCAGUAAAUUACAGUCUAGGUUGGCAGCGUUUACUAUUUUCCAGAUGGUCAGUGUUGCCAAGUGAAGUGGACCGUCAUGGCACUUCUGUGAUCCAGCUGAUUCUGUGUUUAAUAGUACGUUCUCGGCAGAAAAAUGCCACUGAGCCGCAGAGGCCGAGAAUUUGCCUGAGGAGGAAAAACUCCGUCGCUCAGUCGUGUCCGACUCUUGGCAACCCCAUGAGCUGUAGCCCGCCAGGCUCCUCUGUCCGUGGGGUUCCCCAGGCCAGAAUACUGGAGUGGGCUGCCGUUUUCCUGGGGAGGAAGGGGCUGUCUUUCCCACUGAGUGUGGUCAGUGGAGGGGAGCAGGGCUCCCGCAGGGGCCAAGGGUGCAGGUCCAGCGAUGGGGGCCCCUGGGUCUCUGCCUCCCCACCGGAGGUCCGACUCCACUCACAGACCCCGGGGAGGCUGGUGAUUCAUGCCGAGGACUCUGAUGAGGUUCGCAGAGGACAGUGAACGCUCCCUGGGUGGAUGGAUGCCCCGUGCUGUGGUGUGUGGGUGCUGGAGACAGCGGGGCCACGCCACACACUCGCCACGAGAAGUCGGAGCGCCAGGGACGUGAGUAGGAGAUGCCGGUGUUCAGAAACGCCUCCUUACCCGUCAAACGAGAAGUGUUGGCUGUUAAAGCUGAAAACGGACCACGGAACAAGCAACUGCUUUGUCGUUGGAUCCCUGAAAAUGGUUGUUGGGGGAACCACCUCUGGAAAAGCUGAUCUGUGUGCCGGGGAGGAGGACUGGGUGGACAGCCGGACGGUCUAUGUGGGCCACCGGGAACCCCCGCCAGGCGCCGAGGCCUACAUCCCGCAGAGGUACCCGGACAACAGGAUCGUCUCCUCCAAGUACACAUUUUGGAACUUCAUACCCAAGAACUUAUUUGAACAAUUCAGAAGAAUAGCCAACUUUUAUUUUCUUAUCAUAUUUCUGGUCCAGCUGAUUAUCGAUACGCCCACGAGUCCGGUGACGAGCGGUCUCCCGCUGUUCUUCGUCAUCACGGUCACAGCCAUCAAGCAGGGCUACGAGGACUGGCUGCGCCACAAGGCGGACAACGCCAUGAACCAGUGCCCCGUGCACUUCGUGCAGCACGGCCGGCUGGUGCGGAAGCAGAGCCGGAAGCUCCGGGUCGGGGACAUCGUCAUGGUCAAGGAGGACGAGACCUUCCCCUGUGACCUGAUCUUCCUGUCCAGCAGCCGUGCGGAUGGGACCUGCCACGUGACCACCGCCAGCCUGGAUGGGGAGUCCAGCCACAAAACUCAUUAUGCGGUUCAGGACACAAAGGGGUUCCAUUCGGAGGAAGACAUCGACAGUCUCCACGCAACCAUCGAGUGUGAGCAGCCCCAGCCCGACCUCUACAAGUUCGUCGGCCGCAUAAAUGUUUACAACGAUCAGAAUGACCCCGUGGUGAGGCCAUUAGGAUCGGAAAACCUGCUUCUUAGAGGAGCCACGCUAAAGAACACUGAGAAAAUCUUCGGUGUCGCCAUUUACACGGGCAUGGAGACCAAGAUGGCGCUGAACUACCAAUCAAAGUCCCAGAAGCGCUCUGCUGUUGAGAAAUCGAUGAACAUGUUCCUCGUCGUGUACCUGUGCAUCCUCAUCAGCAAGGCGCUCAUCAACACCGUCCUCAAGUACGUGUGGCAGAGUGAGCCUUUCCGGGACGAGCCGUGGUACAACCAGAAGACGGAGGCCGAGAGACAGAGGAACCUGUUCCUCAGGGCCUUCACGGACUUCCUGGCCUUCAUGGUUCUCUUCAACUACAUCAUCCCCGUGUCCAUGUACGUCACCGUGGAGAUGCAGAAGUUCCUGGGCUCCUACUUCAUCACCUGGGACGAGGAGAUGUUUGACGAGGAGAUGGGGGAAGGGCCGCUGGUCAACACCUCGGACCUGAACGAGGAGCUGGGGCAGGUGGAGUACGUGUUCACGGACAAGACGGGCACCCUCACCGAGAACAACAUGGAGUUCAAGGAGUGCUGCGUGGAGGGCCACGUGUACGUGCCCCACGCCGUCUGCAACGGCCAGGUGCUCCCCGACGCCUCCGCCAUCGACAUGAUCGACGCCUCCCCGGGCACCAGUGGGCGGGAGCGGGAGGAGCUGUUUUUCCGGGCCCUCUGUCUGUGCCACACCAUCCAGGUGAAGGACGACGACGAGGUGGACGGACCCCGGAAGUCGCCGGACUCGGGGAAGCGCUCCGCGUACAUCUCGUCCUCGCCUGAUGAGGUGGCCCUAGUCGAGGGCAUCCAGAGGUUUGGCUUCACGUUCCUGAGGCUGAAGGACAAUUACAUGGAGAUGCUGAACCGGGACAAUGACGUCGAGAGGUUUGAGUUGCUGGAAAUUUUGAGUUUCGACUCAGUAAGAAGGCGAAUGAGUGUAAUUGUCAAGUCUGCUGCAGGAGAAAUUUACCUAUUUUGCAAAGGAGCAGAUUCUUCCAUAUUUCCCCGAGUGAUAGAAGGCAAAGUGGACCAGAUCCAAUCCAGAGUGGAGCGCAACGCGGUGGAGGGGCUCCGGACCCUGUGUGUGGCCUACAAGAGGCUCGUCCCGGAAGAGUACGAAGGCAUCUGCAAGCUGCUGCAGGCCGCCAAGGUGGCACUUCAGGACCGGGAUAAGAAAUUAGCCGAAGCCUACGAGCAAAUAGAAACAGGUCUGAUCCUGCUCGGCGCCACAGCCGUGGAGGACCGGCUCCAGGAGAAGGCAGCUGACACCAUCGAGGCGCUGCAGAAGGCAGGCAUCAAGGUGUGGGUGCUCACGGGCGACAAGAUGGAGACGGCGGCCGCCACCUGCUACGCCUGCAAGCUCUUCCGCAGGAACACGCAGCUGCUCGAGGUCACCACCAAGCGGCUGGAGGAGCAGAGCCUGCACGACGUGCUCUUCGAGCUGAGCAAGACAGUGCUACGCUGCAGCACCAGCCUCACCCGGGACAGCUUCUCGGGACUCUCCGCCGACAUGCAGGACUACGGUUUAAUCAUCGACGGAGCCGCGCUGUCCUUGAUCAUGAAGCCUCGGGAGGACGGGAGCUCCAGCAACUACCGCGAGUUGUUCCUGGACAUCUGCCGGAACUGCAGCGCCGUGCUCUGCUGCCGGAUGGCCCCGCUGCAGAAGGCCCAGAUUGUUAAGUUAAUCAAGUUGUCGAAAGAGCACCCUAUCACCUUGGCGAUCGGCGACGGCGCAAAUGAUGUCAGCAUGAUCCUGGAGGCCCACGUGGGCAUCGGCGUCAUUGGGAAGGAAGGUCGUCAGGCUGCAAGGAACAGUGACUACGCAAUACCCAAGUUUAAGCAUUUAAAGAAGAUGCUGCUUGUUCAUGGGCAUUUUUACUAUAUUCGAAUAUCCGAGCUUGUGCAAUACUUCUUUUAUAAGAAUGUCUGCUUCAUUUUCCCUCAGUUUUUAUACCAGUUCUUCUGUGGAUUUUCACAGCAGACUCUGUAUGACACUGCCUACCUGACGCUCUACAACAUCAGUUUCACCUCCCUCCCCAUCCUGCUCUACAGCCUGAUGGAGCAGCACGUCGCCACGGACAUGCUCAAGAGGGACCCUGCCCUCUACAGGGACAUCGCCAAGAACGCGCUCCUGCGCUGGCGCGUGUUCAUCUACUGGACGCUCUUAGGCUUGUUCGACGCGCUGGUAUUUUUCUUCGGUGCUUACUUCAUGUUUGAAAACACGACUGUGACCAGCAACGGGCAGGUGUUUGGAAACUGGACGUUCGGGACCCUGGUGUUCACAGCCAUGGUGUUCACAGUCACCCUGAAGCUGGCGCUGGACACCCACUACUGGACCUGGAUAAACCACUUUGUCAUCUGGGGGUCACUGCUGUUCUAUGUCGUCUUUUCCCUCCUCUGGGGAGGAAUCAUCUGGCCCUUCCUCAGUUAUCAAAGGAUGUACUACGUGUUCAUACAGAUGUUGUCCAGCGGCCCCGCCUGGCUGGCCAUCGUCCUGCUGGUCACCGUCAGCCUGCUGCCCGACGUCCUCAAGAAGGUGCUGUGCAGGCAGCUGUGGCCAAGCGCCACCGAACGAGUGCAGACCUCGCGCUCCGUGUCAGGACCACCUCUGGGGAGUUACCCACUUGCUUCUCUGUAGUCUCCAGCCCCAGGCAGCACCCUGGAAGGCAGGGAACGCGGGGCCCCUCCUGCUCCGUCUCUCCCACCCACGGCCCCAGGGGCGGCCACACUCAAGGGUCCAGCCGCGAAGGGCCGCGUGGCGUGUGCUGCUCUUGCGGCCGGAAGAGCAGGAAGACGGGACAGGCGUCCCCGAGUGGCGACCGGGAAGGACACGCACGAGCCCGCUACCCUCCCUGGCCCCGUGGCGAGGGGAGUCUCGGUCCGCUCCAGGCACGGCCACCACACCAGGACCUCCGGGGAGUAUGGCCAAGCCUCGCAGGCGGGGGUCCGGUCUGCUCCGUCCUCCCAAGCCCGACACCUCUGCUUUCAGAGCGGCCCCCCGCCCGGUCCACGGCUGCCGUCCAGACCUGCGCGUGGUGGCGCUGACCGCGGGGCGAGUCUGGCCCGACCCCGCCCCUCCGGGGGAGGUGCUGACCGCGUGCCCGGGGAGCCCCCCUCUGUCCCCCGCUGCCUCUAGGGGGGCCUGGCCCGGAAAGCACAGGCUCCGAGAGGUGCCCCUUCCCGCUCCGAGGGCGCAGGCGCGGUUUGCUGUUGUGGGAAGGGUGUUUCGGGGUUUGCGGGGACGCGUGUGGUCUGGGUGCCGGGGGCCGGCCUCUGCUGCGGUGCUCAGACCCCCACGGGGAGCGGCCUCUCUGGCGCGUGGGCCCCCAGAUCCGCGCCGGGCUCAGGGUCGCCGGGGCGGCCCGGGAAACCCAAGAGCAAUGCCGCCGCCCGCACGCCGCCCGCAGGCAGCUGCACGGUAAACCCUGUCGCUCUCCUGUAACGGAAUCUCCGUUUCUAGAAAUAACCCGUUCGACGUAGCCUUAAUGGUCCGUAAGGAAAACAUUUCAGUUUGAGGUUCAAACUUGAGAAGGUACAACAGACAGCGUUUUAGGGGAGGGUCACCCGGAAGCCAAGCGCUGCCCCCGCAGGCUGCCCUGUGGGCCGAGGCCCGUGCUGAGCCCGCCGGGUCCGCCCCCGCGUCGCCCGGACCGCGUGGUUCGCUGGGGCGGUGCUCACCUGUGAGAGCCUGAUUUGACCGAGGGGAGGAGCUGACCGCAGGGCAGGGUACCCAGGUGGCGCGGAGGAAGCAGGACGCAUACCAAAGAGUGGGGUGAGGGCCACGGGGGCGAGGCUGGGGUGGGGGCGUCCUCCCGAGGCCCCGCCCCCUCGCUGUUCCUCAGGCCCGCGGCCUGCGUGUGGCCCACACUAGACCCUGCAAGCAGCGGUGUGUGCGUUUUUACAGCCGUUUUUAAGAACCUAAAAUGGGUAUAAAUGUCAUACCUGUGGGGGGCAGAUUCUCUGUAUGUUUAGUUAACAAAUUCUUUGUAAUGUAUUUUUUUAGAGAUCUUAAAAUUGCCUUUGCACUGAAGUAUUUUCAUAGCUGUUUAUAUCUCUUUUAUUCCUUUAUUUGUUAACGUACCAUAUCUAAUUUUUAAAGUAUGUUUUUAAAGCUUUUAUUUUUUAAGUUGAAGACAUUUUGGCCACUUUACAUUUAAAUUCUGAUGAACGUUUUGGCUGAAUGUCUCAAUAUCUGAUGAAUGUGAAUUUUCAGAUUUGACUUUAUUCUCUGCACCUGUUUUGUUUUUGGUGUUUCUGGCAGUAGCGAGUAGUUACAAGGCAUAGAGUCUGAUCAUUUGCUCUGCUCUUUCUUCACCAUUCAUUGCAAUUUCAUCUGCUUUUUGUUUAGUUUUUAGUUUCUAGCCUUCAGCCUUAAAAUAGGAGCUUCUUGACGGUUCGCUGUCGCCUUUCUGCCUGUAUCCAGACGGUUAUCACUUACCUCGGAUAAUUCAAGUCUCCUUAGGACAGUUACUGACCAUUACACGCCCCAGUACGUCUUCUUAAAAUUGUUCGGGAAGUUCCUAAGUGCGCCUGAAAAUGUGAGAUGGACCAGGGGCAUGAGACCAGAGGCUGGAGAGGGACGGGGAACCAGGGAAGGGACAUUUCAGACAAGACAGUGCGGCUCCCACCUGGCGGUGGGCAGUGCUUACUCGCCUUAAACUGACCUUAGAGCAAGUAAUUUAAGCAUCUUCCUUAGUUUUGAAAAUCUUACAGCUGCACAAUAGCCACGUAUUAACAUUUCCCCCGUUGGUCCGGAUGUCUGGUUCCCGACCGCCACGUCACCCCCCAGAGCUAGCUGUCUGUGCGGCCACUCCACCGGAGGAGACCCGCCCUCGGGACCACCGCCAGCCCCUCCCAGCUGCAGCCACGUCCGGGCUGGGAGAAGAGACGCUCUCUCGGCCACUCCUGUUAGAACCCCAGUCAGCCCAUUCCCGUGCCCUUAACUCCACGGGCGGACAUAGACCAAACGACCCCCAGAGGCGCGGCCCGGAGAGGCUCGCUGGGGGCGGAGCUUCCGCAGCGACAGGUCGCAGCCGCCUAGUAGCCUUGUGAGACUUUGCAGCUUGAACUUACAGCAAUGCCUCGCACACAGUUUAACUAUUCUUAAAUUCAUGGGCAUCAACCAAAAGUUCAGGGCAACCUAAGGGAAGUUUCCAGCCUUUUUCUUUAAAACCACUAAGUUCAUCUGUUUUGCACUGAUUAUGAAUAACCUAAUGCAACCACUUCUGCUUAUCUUAAUUAAUGGUAUUUAUUUAACAACUCAGUGUAACAGCUUGGUAUGCACUUUCUUUUGGAAGUUUCCCAUUUCUAACUUUAAAAACAGGAAAAAUGUCAGCUGGCAAAUGCAUUCAUUCUGUUGUCAUUUUUUUUAAAUAAGUUAAAGGGUAGGUGAAUGGGGGUGAGAAUCGUUUUGAUGUCUAUAAACAAAGCUUUAAUGAAGAUGUGUCGGAGUAUUAUUAAAGUGUGAUUCUACUUUUGCAGAAAAAAUCUAAAGAUCAGUUUAUAUAGCUUUAUUUUUUACCUUAUCAAAAUAUACAGAAUUUUAAUAUGCAUAUAUUGUCUCUGACUUAAAAUUAUGUGCGUCUGCAUUGCUGUUUAAAAUGUUCAUUCAUUAUGUAAUGUGAUAAAAGAGAAUCUUCAAAAAUAUAUUUAACACAAAUGUAUCUAUAGGUAUUGUCAUCAUAAAUACUGAAAUUUAUUUUUAAAUUAUUGAAUAUAGUAGAUGUGUUUAAGAUAAUAAAUCAACCUCUGAACAGUAAUGUUUAAUUGAUAAUUUAUUAAUCUGCUUUGAAAAAUUAAAUGGUGAAUUAAACCAAAUCUUAAAUUUCUGUAAAAUUUAUUUUGUAUGCUACUGUUUUUAACUUUUAUUUCUGUAGAUAAAGUAUAUCUUCAUAAUAUUAAUUAUGAUUGGACUUUUCUGCAGAAUAUCUAGGCAGGAGACCUGAAUCUGCUUGCAAUAAAGAAGAAAAAGUU